AAGCUCGCCUUUUCCGCAAUUCACUCCCGCAAGCAAUAACAAAUGCUUAGCAAACACGGGUAAAAGCACCCGCGCCCGCCCGCCUAAACUACACCGAGGGCAGGAAGCAAAGCGAGCAAGCGAGCAAUCCCCAGUCCCCACUCCAACCCGGCAGCCGGCAGCCUCACUCCACUCUCCACUCCACUAGUCCGUUGCAAACGGCGGCCUUGCUGCCGGUGAGGGAGGUCCCCGUUUUAAUAUAGUAACCGCAGCAGGAGUUACAGAGGAGAGAGAGGGAAGCAGCGCCGCCGCAGUCCCUCUCGCAGCGGCAGGGCGGAAGCUGCUGGCACUGCUGCGUCGCGUGCAGCGUGCGCCCCCGCCUUGGCUUCUCUUUUGCUUCCUAGCCUCUGCCUCCCCCCACCCCGAGGAGAAAAAAAGAAAGCUUUUUAAAAAAAAUCCCACCCCCACCUCGCCUCGCCCGCUGCGACAGCGCAUACGCUCCUCCCGUUGCGUACACCGUAUGUAUCUACGGUGACGGGCGCGAGCGGCGGGUAGGGUUUGGUUUCGUCUCCGGCGCGCGGCGGCGGAGGUGGAUCUGGGAGUGCGAGAGGGAUGGGGAACCGGAUAGGCGGGAGGCGGAAGGCGGGGGUGGAGGAGCGCUACGCGCGGCCGCAGGGCCUCUACGAGCACAGGGACAUCGACCAGAAGAAGCUCCGCAAGCUGAUCCUCGAGGCCAAGCUCGCGCCCUGCUACCCGGGCGCCGACGACGCCGCGGCCGCCGGCGCCGGGGACCUCGAGGAGUGCCCCAUCUGCUUCCUGUACUACCCAAGCCUCAACCGUUCAAAAUGUUGCUCGAAGGGGAUAUGUACUGAAUGCUUUCUUCAAAUGAAGCCAACUCAUACUGCUCGGCCUACGCAAUGCCCAUUUUGCAAAACUCCCAAUUAUGCAGUGGAGUAUCGUGGUGUGAAGACAAAGGAGGAAAGGAGCAUAGAGCAGUUUGAAGAACAGAAAGUGAUAGAAGCACAGUUGAGGAUGCGUCAGCAAGCACUUCAAGAUGAAGAGGAUAAGAUGAAAAGAAAACAGAUCAGGUCGUCUUCUAGCAGAACGGUAACCCCAACAACAGAAGUGGAGUAUCGAGAUAUAUGCAGCACAUCCUUUUCAGCGCCAUCAUAUCAAUGUAAUGAGCAAGGAACUGAAUGCUGUUCAUCUGAACCCUCAUGCUCUGCCCAGGCUAGCAUGCGGCCUUUCCAUUCUAGGCAUAAUCGCGAUGAUAACGUUGACAUGAAUCUGGAGGAUAUGAUGGUUAUGGAAGCGAUUUGGCGGUCCAUUCAGGAACAGGGACAUCUAGGAAAUCCUGUUUGUGGCAGCUACUUCCCUGUAAUCGAGCCACCGUCACGUGAAAGGCAGGCAUUCCUUUCAGCUGCUCCUCUAGAAAUACCUCAUCCAGGUGGAUUUUCUUGUGCGGUUGCGGCUUUGGCUGAGCACCAGCCACCAAGCAUGGAUUUCUCUUACAUGGCUGGCAGUAGCACAUUCCCAGUCUUUGAUAUGAUCUGCCGACCAUGCAAUAUCUCUGGUGGAAGCAUGUGUGCUGUGGAGAACAGCUCACUAGAUAGCUGGAGCGGGAUAGCACCAAAUUGCAGCAGAGAAGCGGUAAGAGAGGAGGGAGAGUGCUCAACCGACCACUGGUCGGAGGGUGCGGAGGCUGGAACAAGCUAUGCUGGAUCGGACAUCGUGGCUGAUGCAGCGACCAUGCAACCAUUGCCCUUUGCUGAACAUUUCGCCAUGGCUCCAAGGCACUUUCGUCCCGAGAGCAUCGAAGAGCAGAUGAUGUUUUCCAUGGCUGUCUCUCUAGCAGAAUCUCACCAUGGUAGAACACAAGCGCAAGGGCUGGCAUGGCUGUAAGUUGUAACACUAAUUUUGACGCCUCGCUGCCCUCCCCCUUGCGCUGCUGCUCGACUUCACCCCCCCCCCCCCCCCUGCUUCUGCGUCUUUUUGCCACACUUUUGGCCUCCUGUUUCUUUUCCUUUUUUGGCAUGUGUUGCUUUAUGGCUUGAUAUAGAUCCUGCUAUAGCCCUCCAUUGUCAUUGCUUAUAUGUAUGUAAAAUGGAAUGUGGAAAUAGAAAAGAAAAUGGGUCAUCGUUUCAUUUGCUGGUA
This is a messenger RNA of Phragmites australis (common reed), 2133 nucleotides long. Its product is annotated as E3 ubiquitin-protein ligase GW2-like. The transcript is spliced from 8 exons. Gene Ontology annotation, cellular component: cytoplasm. Bases 592 to 1881 code for a protein of 429 amino acids. The record is from RefSeq and is a predicted model, not a curated record. Lineage: Eukaryota; Viridiplantae; Streptophyta; Magnoliopsida; Poales; Poaceae.